GACAGGUUAUUUGGCAUUCCUCGCUCGCAUUCUGAUUCGUCGCGACCGCCCACUCGCAUGUGUAACUGACCCUUCAGAUCUACGGCGUCACAUCACCUGCUAGACCGAUUCAAGCAACCAACAAGGCAGAUGCAAAACAUGAAAUACCUCAAUUGAUGAAAGAAAUGAGCGCAAUUUAUGAAUGCUCACCACAAUUCGGAUACAAUGCCGAAGGAAAGGAUGGACUAAUUACAUGUCAGAUAUCACAACGAGUUAAAGCGCAUGCAUGUCUCAUGUUAAUGGCAUGGGGAUUCUGUUGCCCAAAUGGAAUGCUGGCUGUCAGGCACUUCAAACUUGCGUGGCCUGGAAGAACAUUUAGACACUGGAAGUAUUGGUUUAAUUUGCACCUUGGAUUUCAAGCAUCAUUAGUAGCCCUUGUUGUCAUUGGUCUUAUGACAAUGGUUGUUCAUUUAGCGGAUUAUUCCAAACUAAAAACGUUUCCUUUCGCGGCACAUCCUCUGCUGGGAUUUGUAACCUUUACUCUGACAGUGUCCAAUCCAUUCAUUUCAUGGUUUGUUAUCACGUCUACAGAAAGGAGACGCGCUGUGCUUCGGUCUGUGCAUCAAUACGUUGGACUGGCUUCUCAUCUGCUUGCAGUCGUCUGCAUUUUUAUUGGUUUCAGUCUUCCAAAAAUGAGUCAAGGCCGGUGUUUUUCAACUUUGUUCUCAUCUAUGUACAUGACCACGGUAGUUAUUUAUGCCGUAACAGAAAUAGCCCUUGAGUUUAUCGGAUAUGCAAUAUUGGGCAAAAUAAAAGUGUUGGAACGAAAAUUUCAACCCCUUUCACUGGAUGCCGGGGUGAUGUUGAACCAGGUAUUCGAAGUUUCGAGACACAAAAAGCAGAAGCUAUUGGAGCUUCUACCGGAAAAAAAUACUGAAGAUACUGUAGUGGUGCAGAAGUAUGUCCGUUCAAUUCAUGCGAUGAACGCACUUCGAAUCACUAAAGUCGCAUAUUGGAUCUACACGUGGCUUUCUUUUUGGGAUAAAUUUACAUUUUUUCACGCUAAACCGUCACAAAAAUAAUCUCGAAAUGCCGCUCUUACUGAUGAUUAAUACUUGCCUAUAUACUUUCUCCUUCAGCUACGAGUGUCCAAAUAUUUCUUGUACGCCAUCCACCUUGCUCUCAGCUUUGGCCUAACUUUCAUUCUUAUAUUGCUGAUAGCAUAUUUAUAACUGUUGAGAGCAACAUGUACCAGUCGUAACAGUUUUGCCGCUUUUGU
Molecule: messenger RNA, 1258 nt
Organism: Dicrocoelium dendriticum
Lineage: Eukaryota; Metazoa; Platyhelminthes; Trematoda; Plagiorchiida; Dicrocoeliidae
Source: the annotation of a GenBank genome assembly